CUGCCUUGUUGUCUCCUGUGGUGUGCAUGGCCCUUUAAUGUUUCCCCUCUGCCUGUGACGCCCUGAUUGGGGACACCUGACGCCCUGAUUAAGGACACCUGACGGCUGGCAGAGGAUAAAGAGGCCGGAGGCAGAGUCUCGAUCUCUCGCUCUCCCGCAGAGGACCUGACCACGGAGCAGCCACGUUGCUUAGCCUUUUUUGGCUUUUUCCUUUGUGUUAGUUUUUCUUUGUUUAUGACAAACUUUUGUUAAUAAAUAUAUUUUUCAUACAUGUUCUUGUCCUUUCCCACGCUUUUUGUUAUGGCCAAGAGCCAGGCCAUGACAGAUGGGGGCUCGUCCACUUCUCUUAUCUGUGAUACAGCAACGGAUAGGUAAGAUUUGUGUUGGGAGUUGGUGCGCGUGUAUAAAGUUUGUUGGGAGCGCGUUUGCAGUGCGGCCGGUUUCUUUGCUUCGGCUCGUUGUGGGAAGGACAUUUCAGAUCGUUGUUUGGGGACAUAUUUGAUUACUUUGUGAGGCUUUGAUUUGUUUGGUAUUAUAUUUUGGGAGAGUGGUUGCUAGUUGUUCUUAGCCGUGGUCAGCUGUUUGUUUUUGUUUUUUCUCCUUUCUCUCUCGUGGGGGUUUGUUGGUGCGUUGCAGGUGGAGCAGUGCGGAGCGGUGCGGAGUUUUCCCUGGCAGGUUAAGCGGCGGUUCCCUUGGGAUUGUUGAGCGGGGUGUGUAGUGUUGCGGAGAAAGUGGUUGAAGCUUCGGCUUGGGAGCAUGGCCGUGGUCACAGUAGUGUUGCUAGCUUGCUAGUCGCUUUGCUGGGCCAGCGGUCUCCGGUGCAUAAAUACCCACCACAAGUAACUGCAUGAAGACUAGGGAGGAGAUUAGUCAGUGGGAUGGUGAGUUAGUGGGGAAACUCCAAUCAGAACAUUAGUGUUGUUCCAAUUUGGACGCAUAAUAAGUGUGGUGGUAUAUGUCCGGGUGGUUUUUGUGUUUUUUUUUUUCUUUCUCAUCUCUCGGUUUAAAGGUCCGGUGUUGUGUUCCGGUGAGGGGUCGUUUGAAGUUAAUAUGGCUGACGUAGAGGCAUUUAUUGAAGCUCCGUCUCAGGAGUUGCUUGGUACUUUUUCAAGAGAGCAGCUGCUCUUAAUUGCUGAGCAUUUCUCUGUGUCUACACAGGAAAUAUUGUCUCUCGCACAGAUGCACACUCGAAAGCAGACGGAAGAAGAGCAGAAGAAAUUCAUGCCAGGAUGCAAACUGUAAGGGUGAAGUACAAGGAUCAUCAGAAGUACAUUUGCUAUGAGGGUCAACUGACCUUCAAAUCCUUUUUGGAUUGUGUUGCCAAUAAAUUUGACAUUCCCACCUUGGACUUAAAAGUCUUUGAUGUAACAAAGACUGAAGUUGACGAGGAGGUGUUUGAGUUUCUAAUACAGAAACAAGACCUUGGUGUCCUGGAGAUUUGUUUGCCUCAAGAUCCAAAUGAUUCGUUAAGCUCCUCUGCAAGCGCCUCCGUUACAAGCUACAGCGAUGUGGACUCUGAUGACACCAUCAUACUGCAGCGUAGUCCUGCUUCUACAAAGAGAGAAGAGGAUAGUCGUUUAGCCAAAAUGAUUGAAGACAUUCUGAAGAACAAACCUGGUGGAGAGAGGAUCAUGAAUGAGUAUGCUCGGACUAAAAGUCUAACAGAUUCCAGGAGACGCGAUAUGGUCAAGAUAUUGGUUGCACAAAUGACAAGUGAUCAUGGGACAAGUCCUUCAAGGCGUGUUAAAGAGGAAUACGCAAAGGGCAUCACUUCCUUGUUCCCAAACCUGGCCGAUCCUAGGAGCAAGUUUGGCUUUGAGCAUUAUUACAAUGCAGAAGAUGGUAGUGGGUACCUGGCAUGGAGACUGAAAUUUGUUCAAAAGGGAGCAUCAGAGGGACAAAAGAAGACCCUGCGUCAGUCACUAACAGGUGGUCCAAAAGCUGAUAGAGGCCCUUUCACAGAGGCAAACUGUCUAACCACUGAAAGCCUGUGUUGCGAGGCUAUCGCACUGAUGAAGCACUCAGCUGAUGAAGCAAUUGUCAAGGAGAAGAUGAAGCAGACCUUCACAUAUCGCCAAAAGAUGCUUCAUGACCCAGUCAAGUCUUCUGAAAUAUUCACUGUGUUUCCAAGAUUCCUAGACAUACCAGGAAUGUCCUUCUUGAUAAGAGUCUUGUAG
Messenger RNA from Trematomus bernacchii (emerald rockcod), 2177 nucleotides. RefSeq lists its product as uncharacterized. The coding region runs from base 1230 to 2177 and encodes 315 amino acids. The transcript has 10 exons. NCBI's taxonomy places the organism in Eukaryota, Metazoa, Chordata, Actinopteri, Perciformes, Nototheniidae. The record is from RefSeq and is a predicted model, not a curated record.